Triplophysa dalaica is the source of this 1341-nucleotide messenger RNA. RefSeq names its product holocytochrome c-type synthase. Gene Ontology annotation, cellular component: mitochondrion. Gene Ontology annotation, biological process: cytochrome c-heme linkage. Gene Ontology annotation, molecular function: holocytochrome-c synthase activity. The transcript is spliced from 7 exons. Bases 81 to 914 code for a protein of 277 amino acids. NCBI's taxonomy places the organism in Eukaryota, Metazoa, Chordata, Actinopteri, Cypriniformes, Nemacheilidae. The record is from RefSeq and is a predicted model, not a curated record.
AGCGUGAUGUAAGACCCAGAGCAUUGUGGGAUAUGAGGCAUGUUUCUUGUGCGCGACAUUGACAGUAGAGGUGGAAGCUGAUGGGAGGCACUUUCACCAUCCCGACGGGUACCAUUAAGGCAGAAGGCAUCAUGAUAUCUGGCAAUGCACCGCCACAGGGCAGUCCCAUGCAUCCAGAUGUUAUAAAAAAUGCUCCUCCACCAGAAUGUCCAAUGCAUCAGGUGUCUGCAUCUGCCGAUGAUCAACUGAAGAAGGCACCAGAUGUGCCAGCACAUCAGGACAGGGCUUAUGAAUUUGUAGAGUGUCCUAUGAGAGCUGCCAGUGGAGGAAAACCUACUGUAUCAGACAUUAAUCCUGCAAAUAUGAUGCCGCCACCUAACCAGCAAGUUUCACCCGGUCAGCCGUUUCCAUUGUGUGUUGGAAGAGAGGAAUCCAACAUUCCUCGCGCUGGAUCUGAGCAGAAGUGGGUUUAUCCUUCGGAGCAGAUGUUCUGGAAUGCUAUGCUGAAAAAAGGAUGGCACUGGAACAAAGAUGACAUCAACCAGAAGGACAUGAAAGACAUAAUUAAGAUUCACAACCAGAAUAAUGAACAAGCAUGGCAGGAAAUCCUGAGAUGGGAGAGACUCCAUUCCAAAGAGUGCCCAUGUGGACCUGCUCUUUUAAGGUUUGGUGGCAAAGCAAAAGACUUUUCACCCAGAGCCAGGCUUCGCCACUGGAUGGGGCAUGAUCUACCAUUUGACAGGCAUGACUGGAUUGUUGAUCGGUGUGGAAAAGAGGUCAGAUAUGUAAUAGACUACUACGCUGGUGGCCAGGUGCCCAAGCACACCAUCCUAGAUGUGCGUCCCGCCUUUGAUUCCUUAGGGGCUGUUUGGGACCGUAUGAAAGUGACCUGGUGGCGUUGGACCUCAACAUGAACAUGAAUCUUUUAUGAUCUCUAGGAUAUUUAUUGCUAAAUAUACAGUUCAGCACAUAAAAGCCUUUUUUUGGUGAAAAACGCACUGCAUGUCACAAACUUGAUUAUUAUGUGCAUAUGCUCAAGAUCUCUUUCAAUGAGGUUAGCUAGGCAGGUCAUUGGGGCACAGUGUGCUGUUACAGAGGAAUAAUGCAUUCAACUAUCUGUUAAAUAGUGGGGGCAAACAUGAACAGAAGCAUUUUUAUGAGGCCAUUCUAAAGUGUGAUUUAGAUAUGAUCAGUCAAUAUAAUCUCUAACUUCUGUUAGAAUUUAAAAGAUCCACAGUGUUAACUAUCCACAGUGAUUGUUUGAUUUAUUGUAAGGAGCCUUGUUUUUCAAUUUUGUCGCUACUGUAUUUAAAAAAUAAAUGUAAAUAAUGUAAAUAUAAA